Messenger RNA from Drosophila albomicans, 2186 nucleotides. Its product is annotated as protein spartin. Gene Ontology annotation, biological process: cell division; negative regulation of BMP signaling pathway. Gene Ontology annotation, cellular component: plasma membrane. The transcript is spliced from 4 exons. The record is from RefSeq and is a predicted model, not a curated record. Bases 344 to 2035 code for a protein of 563 amino acids. Lineage: Eukaryota; Metazoa; Arthropoda; Insecta; Diptera; Drosophilidae.
CUGUUUCGCCAUUAGGCAACAAUAGCAAUCAAAACAAAACAGGGGAAACGCACGCGCUGCAAAACGCAGAAGAAACAUUCGAUUUUUGAUGAUGGUUCUCGAAUAAAAUAGAUUUGAUAAAUUGCCGGACGCGAUGCAAUCAAUGAAACAAAUUGGGAAAUACAACAACAGCUGGCAGCAAAGAAGAAGCUUAAUGAAUAGUACGUAAAAGUCAAAGUACAAACAAAAACAUAACAGCGACAAAAAGACACGGCGAUUAGUCAGCAUCCGGCUAAAGGAAGAGUGUGAAAGAGACGAAACGAGAGCAGAGUGCAAAUACAUAAAAGUAAAAUUUUUAAGUGCCAUGUCGACGGAAAGCGAGUUCCUGGAGUCCUACGAGGCCAUCAAGCGCUCCUACAAGGCAGCCAUGCAGCAGGUGGAGUUGGCCAUCGGCCACGAGGAGUCUGAAUCCCAGGAGGCGGCAAUUGCGGCCUACGAAGAGGCGCUGCAAAUGAUCGAAGCGACGUUUGGCAUCUCGGUGGGAUUGCCGGAUGAGAUCGAUGCAGUGCAGACGCAAUGGAACGAUGCGUGUGCGCUCAUCCAGAAGCUGAAGAGCGCCAAGAGCGAGGUGAGCUAUCGCCUCAAAGUUCUUCGCGCCCAGCAGUCGCCCAUUGAUGAUGGCGCCGAGGAGGCAAAGGAGGAGGAGGUGGAGCAAACGGAUGGCAAAUCGCACAGCAAGGCACGGCCACUGCUUGCCGAGAAUCCUUCGACUUUCUACGACAUAGCCAAUCCCAGCGGCAGACCAAAGACCUACAAGGAGCUGGCCGCAGGAUUGCGUCAGCUGCUGGCCAGUCAUGAGGCACAGGCGCAGCUCGAUGAGUUGUUUCAGGCUCAGGUUAAGCUCUACCGGAUUGAGGCAAGCGGUGUGGUCACCACGGUGUCGGGCAGCACCAAAAUGUCGCUCAUCAUGUGCACCGUGGGUGGCAAAUGGAAAUAUCUGAGCGGGAUUUACUUCAUCCAAUGCGAUAUGCCGCAGACAGAGGGGGAACAAAUGAUCUGGAUCUAUCCGCUGAUACCGAAUGUGUCGAAUUGCUAUCGCACCGAGUACGGGGCCUUCAUAUUGCCGGACAUGGAAUCGGAGCAGCCGGGCAAUGCCUUUGGCAUAAUGCUGGUGAAGCCACAGCGUCCGCUUAGCACCACAGCCGGCGAGACGGAGGAGGAGCAAAUGGCCGAUCUGCAGCAGUUUCUGCUCGAUCUGCUCGAGGCGGUGCUGGCGGGCACUGUGGAGGAGCUGCGUUCGCCGCACACACAACGUGCUGCGGCCGCUGCCACACGAUCCGAGCAGGUGUCGCAGCACAUUGUGUGCGCCGCCGAUUUCAUAGCGCGCAAUCUGGUGAAGGGUGCCGAGAAAACGGGCGGACUGAUGAUGCGCACCACGCCGUAUCUGAUCUCCAAGAUGACGCCAGCUGCCCCGGAUGCCCAGACUCAGGUUCCAUCCUCAGUCCAAACUGGCGUUGAGGUCGCACAAAAGGUGACACAUGCCGCUGCCGGAGUCACGGGCUGGAUUGCUGGCAAGGUGGGCACAGCGGCAGUUGCUGUCGGUGGCUAUUUGGCGCCUCAUGUCCAGACCCAAGGCUCCAAGCUGCUGCAGCGCGGCUUUGGCUACGACAGCUCGCAGGCGGACAGCGCCAUGGAGGGCGCCAUGACCAUUGCGGCGGGCGCCGUUGAGGGCGUCACCACGGUCUUCGAUGGUCUCGAGACUUCUGCCAAGAUCUUGGGCACCAAUCUGAGCGAAAACUCCGUCAAGAUCAUUGAGCACAAAUACGGCGCCUCCGCUGGAAAUUUGGCCUGCGGUACUUUUGAUACAGUGGGAAAUGCUUUUGUCAUCAGUCAGAAUGUCAACUAUAUUACACCAAAGGGAUUGGCCAAGAAGUUGGUGAAGAAAACGGGUGAAGCGGUUAUCACCGACCAUAAGCGGGACUUGCGUAAACCUGAAUCUCAUUAUAUCAAUGCAGGCGCACUUUAUCCGGAUUUGAGAGCACUCAAAGAGGAAUAAUUUAAAGACAUUAAUGAUAUUAGUUGAAAACAUUCGAUAUUAUCUCCAAAUAAUCGUUGAUAUUUAUAUGUAAUCUCAAUUAGACAAUACACUUUAUAAUUAUAUCGCUUUUAUAUGCUUUAGUUUAAUAAAUUCAUAAUAUGGAAAACUG